This is a messenger RNA of Anisakis simplex (herring worm), 423 nucleotides long. Lineage: Eukaryota; Metazoa; Nematoda; Chromadorea; Rhabditida; Anisakidae. The record is from the annotation of a GenBank genome assembly.
AUGUUUGCAUUAAAUUCCAGUCGUAUUCGUGCAGUUUCAGAGAUCAGAGAACAUUCCAGUCGUGAGUUUUAUUUGAGAUUUUCAUCGAAAAGUGCCGAAAUGUCUCUGAAUAAAUGGAAAUUGGAUCCGAUUGCUGGUGGAUCACGUAUCGCGAGUCGUGCGCUGGACAAUUCGCUCAAUCCUCCGGGUUUCUCUCAAAGCGUUUCUAUCGCACAGCAGGUUGAUCAAGGAGGACGUAACGAACAAACGCAACAUUUGAUGACCAAACGUGCCUGGGAAAUGGCACUUCAGCCAAUCAAGAGUUUACCAAUGAAUAUGUUUAUGAUGUAUAUGUCUGGCAAUACCAUCUCCAUAUUUCCGAUUAUGAUGAUCGCUAUGAUGGCUUGGAGACCUGUGAAGGCACUUAUGAGUGUCAAUGCUGCA